AUGGCUACAAAUUCAGCAUUCCAUUUCCUCACCAUCUUCAUCUUGAUCUUCAUUUCCAUCAUCACCAUUCAGGUCACUUACGGUGAUGAAGAAUACGAGUUCAUCAAGGCAGUUGAUCCCACAGCAAUAAAGAUGAAGGAAGAAAAGCUAAGCCAUUUCAGGUUCUUCUGGCACGACAUCCUCAGUGGCAAAACACCUACUUCAAUCACGGUGGUGCCGCCACCCAAAAACAAUUCAUUCACUGCUUUUGGCCUGGUGAAUAUGAUCGAUAAUCCGUUAACUCUAGGCCCAGAACUCAGCUCAAAGAUGGUCGGAAGAGCUCAGGGAUUUUAUGCGUCAGCUUCACAAGAAGAGAUUGGUCUGUUGAUGACCAUGAACUUUGCUUUCAUUCAGGGUAAGUAUUAUGGAAGCACUAUCACCGUGGUAGGGAGGAAUCCAGCAUCCAACAUGGUCAGGGAGAUGCCGGUGAUCGGUGGAAGUGGGCUUUUCCGAUAUGCUAGAGGUUAUGCUCUGGCAACAACUUACACCUUUGAUCCCAAGUCUGGUGAUGCUGUUGUUGAAUAUAACGUCUAUGUAAUGCAUUAUUGA
Messenger RNA from Coffea eugenioides, 588 nucleotides. Its product is annotated as dirigent protein 22-like. Bases 1 to 588 code for a protein of 195 amino acids. The record is from RefSeq and is a predicted model, not a curated record. The transcript has a single exon. NCBI's taxonomy places the organism in Eukaryota, Viridiplantae, Streptophyta, Magnoliopsida, Gentianales, Rubiaceae.